Molecule: messenger RNA, 4913 nt
Organism: Misgurnus anguillicaudatus (oriental weatherfish)
Lineage: Eukaryota; Metazoa; Chordata; Actinopteri; Cypriniformes; Cobitidae
Gene: cgnb
Product: cingulin b
Biological process (GO): microtubule cytoskeleton organization
Cellular component (GO): myosin complex; bicellular tight junction
Molecular function (GO): microtubule binding
Source: RefSeq, a predicted model, not a curated record
AGGGGCGGGCCGAUGACGCAUAGGCAACAGGUUGUUUCGCACUGACAGUUUACUGUGGACUAUCCAUCCUCGCUCUCAAGUGAGCUUUUAGUUCAAAACAAACCUAGAAAAAGCUUAAUUAUUGCUUUGACUUUCGUAAAUCUACCCGAUACCACUGAAGCUUUCAAUAAACAGAACGCCACAAUGAGCUCAUUGUCUGCAGACAGAAAGACCCCUCUGGACUACGGUGUCCAGAUACGCUUCAUCAAAGAUCUGGACGAUGCCGGUGGAGGGUUUCCAGACAAGAGUCGAAUGACCAGUGGAGUUAGCAAUGGGACUUCCUCACCCUCUAAGUAUGGAGUAGCCGUGAGGGUGCAAGGAAUUUCAGGACAGCCGUACGUGGUGCUCCAGGACGGAGAAAAAGGAGACUCUUACGGGGUACAGCUGAAGACUCAACAGACCCAGAGCUCAACCCCAAUCGUCUCUCGGUCUUCCCCAUACCGCAGCUUGUUUCCAGAACAAAGGGAAGGUGCUCGAACCCCGCAGGAUCUCACAGCUGGCCAGUCUGUUUCUCCACAUGAGGAAUAUGGGAGCCCUUUAAAGAGGCCACCGGGUGACGGACAAGCGGGGAACCAAGGAGAGGUUGAGGCCAGGACUACAGAACGUCUCACCUUUUCUACACCACCUCCAAGGUUGGAGAAAAAAGACAGUGAUGAUUAUAAUGAAGCAGGGCUUAGGAAGAUCAAGCAAAACGGGAAUACUGGUAGUCUAAAUGGGGCAGGGAUAAAUGGGGCGCUCUCUCCGGCAGCUUCACUGGACGAGGAACCAGCACAACCUAUUGACACCAAGUCAUUGGCUCCCAUUAAUAAACUCAUCAGCCGGUUUGGUGGCGGUGACAUUCCCACUUCAGACACCCGAUCUCCUCCUCGCUUUGAUAGAGAACGAAUGCGCUCUCACAGUUUGGAUUUUCUGAACAAACCCAACGAUGACCCCCCACCAACGUCGCCAACUAUAAACCCCUAUGCUUCCAUUACACCAGCUACAGUGCCCAAACUCAACUCGCCUAAACCUUUAAACGGCAGUCUAGGACGAGAUUCCACCUCUGUCGCUAAAGUGACCGCCAUUCCCAAUUCCAAACCGCUCGCCUUUAGCCAAUCCCCAAAGUUGUUUGUUCCUAAGGAGGCACCACCUGCUUUACCCAAGAAACCAGUGACCCCUGACCUCAUAAAGAGCCAGCCCUCGAGCACAGAGAUUGGAAAUGGAGAGGAUGCUCAGACCAAACAAGCAAUUUACAACAUUCUUAAAGAAGGGUCUGCUGAGAGUGAAGCAACUAUUAAACGCAAAGUGAGCCUCAUUCACGAAAGGUUCUGUGGAGUGAAGGGUCCUCAGAUUCUGGUGACUGACAGCAAUGUAAAGGCCGAACUGGAACAGGCUUUGAACAAGAACGCACAGUUUCAACAAAUGCUGGACAGGAGCAAGAGAGAACUGCUGGAAACCCAGGACCAAUUGGUGGAGCUGCGGAUGGACAGAGAGAGGGCGGAGUCUCGCUUACGGCUGCAGGAAGAUGAAUUAGCUCACCUCCAGGAAGAUCUCAGGAGAAUGUCGGAAAAUAUGCCCCAGUCUGACACAUUGCAAUUGGAUUUGAUGACAGUCCAAGCAGAUCUGUCUGAGUCUCUGAUGCUCAGACAGAAAGUGGAGGACACUCUGAGACAGAGAGAGAGAGAGCUCACCGCUCUGAAAGGAGUCCUGAAGAACGAGGUGGAGUCACACGAUAAAGAGAUGGAGGCCUUGAGGGAGCAAUACAGCCAAGACAUGAACGCAUUACGUCACAGCAUGGAGACCGUCUCACAGUCUCAGCUGGAGAUCGAGGAGGAACGUCAGAAGGUCAACUCCUCCAUCUUGGCUCUGGAGGAGGAGCUGGAGAGUUACAAAGAUCAGAGCGAUCACUGGAAAGAGAAGUUCAGUUCAGUUAACCAAGAGCGGGGGCAGCGCAGUGCACUUCAGAAACUUCUGCAGGCUCAGCAAGACAAGAAACAACUCGAAGAGAAACUUCAGGCAAUUAAAAAUCAAACUGAUCAAACCGAUUCAAACUCUUUAACACGGGAGUUGCAGUGCUGCCAAGAUGAUUUGAAUAAAGCUCGUUCAGAACUGGACAGACAAAAAGCAGAGAUUGCGAAAAAAGAGGAGGAGCUUAAAUCAGUAACGAGAGCCAAUGAGGAGCGAGUACAUGAACUGCAAAUAGAGAUUAACAGACUAAAAGACCAAUCGAAGAACGACAAAGAAGAACUUGCAAAAGCCCUAGAGAAGAAACAACAGACCCCCACUUCUGAUUCAUCUUCUGAAACCUACCUGGAACUCCAAGAGGACAACGUUCGCUUAAGAGAGAGACUCGCUCGCGUGACACGCCUGCAAUCCAGCGGUCCUGACAGCAGCUUCUCGGACGUUCUUGAGGAGGAGAACCGAAGCCUGAGGACCCAGCUGGACGAAUCUCGGCGCACAGUGUCACGUCUCGGGCAGGAGAAAGAAGAUGUCAGCCGGCGACUGGAGGAGAGGGAGAGAGAGAGAGAAGCUCUGAAGCGCGGGAAGAUCGACUUGGAGGAGCAAAAGAGACUGCUGGACCGAUCGCUGGAGAAGAUCACUAAGGAGAUGGAAGCUAUGAUGGGAGAUUCACGUCAGUCUGUGCAGGUCCUUCAGUCUCAGCUGGAUGAGUAUAGAGAUCGUUCACGUCGAGAGCUCCAGGAAGCUCAGAAACUCAGUAAAGAGAGACUAACUGAGCUGCAGAGAUCUCAGGCACUUCUCAAAACCACUCAGGAGGAGGUGUCUCGUCUGAAGAAAGAUCUGUCAUCGUGCUCAGAAGAGAGGGAUAACGCUCAGCUGGAUAAAGAUCUGCUCAGUAGUCGUCUCAAGAACCUGGAGAGUGAGGUGGAGACCAAGAAAAGCUCGUACACGGAUCACAGCCGGGAGAUCCGCCUGCUGGAGGACAAAGUGAAAACAUUAGAGAUCGAGCUGGAUGAAGAGAGGAGUGGAACGGAGUUACUGAAUGAACGCAUCACUCGCGGUCGGGAACAGGUGGAUCAGCUCCGCUCUGAACUGAUGCAGGAACGUUCAGCUAGAAAUGACCUUGAGAUGGAUAAGAGUGCCUUAGAGAGACAGGUAAAAGAGCUGAAGUCUCGAUUGGCUGAUUUUGGCACUCAGACUCGACCUUCUGCUGGAGUUUCACUGUUGGAAAAUAAAGUUCAGGAGCUGGAGGAUCGAUUGCGUAGUGAAGAGAGAGAGAAAAACACAAUUCUGGCAGCUCAGAAGAGACUGGACAGAAAACUUAAGGAUGUGACCGCAACCCUGGACCAGGAGCGAAAUCAACACGCCGGACAGAGAGACCAGCUGUCUCUGCGGGUGAAGGCUCUGAAGCGUCAGCUGGAUGAGAGCGAGGGAGAGGUGGAGCGUCUGGAGAGCAUCAGACGAAAGGUUCUGCGGGAGCUUGAAGAGCAUCGGGAGCAGCAGGAGGUUCUGCAGGCCAAAGUGAACGCGCUGGAUAAUGAGCUCAAGAGGAAAGUCCAGCAAUCACGACGCCCAACUUUCGGAUCCACCCUGAGUUCUGAGGAUGAGGACAGUUACUCUGAUUCAAAAAGCAUUACGUCCAUCCUGACUGAAACGCCACUUCAGACCACCAACUGUUAGCGACUUAAUGUUGUACGUGUUUACCGUUUUAUAGUAAAUGUAAAAAUGAGGAAAAUAACACGGAAGAUUGCUGCUCUUCAUUAUAUUACAAAGAGUCAUGAAGGAUAAAACUGAAGUGAAUUUAGCGCAAUAUGAAUGUGAACGGUGAGAAGCUGGUGUGGACUUUCUCACGUGAUGUCGUGCAUGGAGCCCCAUAAAAAGUGUUACAGAACAAAAGCAGACCGUGCACAGAUUUGUUGCUUGUUUAUUAUAGGAAGUUUGUUCCUAUUUCCUCUCAAUGUUCUUGACUGUGACCGAAAUAGCUUACAGACAUUUUGUAGCGGUGUCUGAAAUUAUAGUGGACAUUAUCGAGUUUGCGUAUUCACUUCUCUCUGUUAGGCGCGUGCCAAAUGAACUCCCGCGUCUUGUCACAAGAUGGCGCCUGCAGCGCUUUCGGCUGUAUGGUGCUAUUUCGGACACAGUCUUUGUUUUUUUUCUGUGUUUGAGUGUCAUGAUACAUUUGUUUUAAGAAGUUUUAUUUUAUUUGUACAACACGUGAGUUGUUAAUUUGGGGGUUUUGCAGUCAUAUGAUGUGAAAAUAUAUGAAGGAUUUCUCAACAUACGGUACAUGGUGGAAUGUAUUAAACAUAGGCUACAAAAAUGGUGCAGAUUCACAAAUGGUACUGAAGCCUAAAAUCACAAAAUUUCAUAUGUGCACAAAACGACAAUGUUUUCAUCAAUCUGGAUGAUUGACAGCUUUUGUCCCUUUUUGUAUUGGGAUAAACAACAUUCCUAAAAAAGAUUUCUCAUGUGUUCCAGUGAAGAAAGUCAUGAGCUUGGAAUGGCAUGAUAUGUAUGUGAGUAAAUGAUGACAGACACUUUUGUUUCCUUUAUGCAAACUAUAAUGAAGGACUUUUAUUUUUAACUCAUGCAAAUUAAUUCUACAGAACUGAACUUGACAACAUUCGUGCCAAGACAGAAAAAGACAAAUCUUUUGAUGUAAUGGCUUUAAAAUGAAAAAAUAUUUGCCUUAACUUUUUAAACACUGCUAAUAAAAAUCUCAAGCUGCUUUUUUAAAUAAUUUUCAGAAUCUAUAUAAACCUGUCUGUUUUUUUAUCUCUUUAUAUGAGUGUUUUGGAUGACAUAUUUUCUUUUACACUAUAAAAUAUUACAUUUAUAUGUGUAUAUACUGUCUCAUGUUUAAAGUUCAACUCUGCUAUGUUCUUCUGUGUUUCUACUGUAAUUUAAUGUUACAUAAAGUCUGUUUAUACCUGUAA